AUGGCGUUGCUCCGGCGCCAGGGGCUACAAAGUCAGCCUCUCCAGCGUGCCAGCACCACAGUCACAGGGGCAAGAGGUUCUGUAUUGCUCAGCCGAGCAUGCACCCUCACACUGCCCAGCCCGACUGGCUUUCAUGUGCCGGCCACUCAGCACAGACAGGCAAUCGUGCUACAGCGCACUGGCACCGUGACACUGGCAGAGUCCGCCCCGGGCUUGACAGCACCGCCAGCACAACAACCGGCUGAGCCUUGGCGAAGUGCUGGGACAGUGAAGAUACCGGAGAUGGCUGGAACUGCUGCACCGACUCCAGCACCGGUUAAGUCGAUCGACGCGCAGGCGACAUGCGUGCGACGCAUGCCGACGAAGGAAGACUUGCCAGAGAUGGGACGGCUCCUCUUUCAGUCCAUGCUCGGACCUCUGGAGGAGGAGCAGCCACGCCAGCUUCGCCUGGUGAUUGGGGGCCUGACGGGCUCCGGCAAAAGCACCAUCUGCUGUAUGCUUCGGCACCUGCUGGCAGGAGUCUGGAUCCAGGACGAGUUUGGCAGUCAGACAGCGCUCCUCAAAGCGAUAGCAGAAGCAGCGGCAGAUGAUGCCGUGCCCGUUCUAGUUGUGGACGAGAUGCAGCAUCGGACCGGAAUUGUCCAAGAAAUGCAAAAAGGACGUCCAGGUGACAUCGUCUAUGUGCAGAUCAAGCAUCCAGAUGAUGCGGUGGAUCGUUGGGAGAACACUUUGGAUUGGUGCGCAAGCCGAAUUGCUCGGCGUGGGUCUGGACAUCGCGGACAUCGCACCCUGAUGGCAGACCACCUGCGGCUGCGUUCCAUACUGCAGCGGACAGCUCAAGCCGCGGAGCCCCUGAGCAAGGAGGAAGUCCGAAACUUUGCUGCCACACUACGUGUCAACAUGGCGCAGACCUCCAUCGCACAGGUAACGAAGUUGCUACAGGAUUUGCACGAUGCCUGGCUUGAAGGAAUAUUGGAGUCUGGAGUGUUUGUGCAUCCGAGUGUAGAAGAUGCUGUCUUCGGGCUUCGGGCAGCGCCACUGCCAAAAAUAGCGGGCAGAUACGGCCAGCGUGCUAAGGAGCUGGGGCUCCUUGAGCCUCGCUGUCUGCAGAAGCACCGGCUGCUCCAGGCACAGCACGUCCGGGACCAAGAGUCGGCUGCCUCCGAUGCCUGCAAUGACGAACGAGACUGCCGAGUUCAGGCCGCCAACCUCGCAGAGUCGCAGUUGGCGGAGGCCUCUGCCACUGCUCCGUUGCUCCAUUGUCUAUGCUUGCUAUUUGUGCCCCUCUGGAGCAGUGCAACUCGUCAACUGACGGGGCGAUCAGUGGCCUUUGUUGCAGCAUCGCGGGAGAAGACAUGA
Molecule: messenger RNA, 1359 nt
Organism: Symbiodinium sp. CCMP2592
Lineage: Eukaryota; Dinophyceae; Suessiales; Symbiodiniaceae
Source: the annotation of a GenBank genome assembly